AUGGCUGCUCCUACAACUGGAACCACUGAGAGCGAUAUGAAGACGUUUCGUGAUUUUCUCAUGCAAUACAACAACGUAACCGAGCAGUGUUUUGGUGCCUGUAUAAAUGAUAUGACGACAAGGACUGUAAGUGAAAAGGAAGAGAAAUGCAGUACGAACUGUCUGGACAAAUACCUGAAGAUGACCCAACGUGUCUCGUUACGCUUUCAAGAACAUCAACUUUUAUCUGCGGACAUUCAAGGUGCCAGUUUAACUCGAAGUUAG
Haemonchus placei is the source of this 264-nucleotide messenger RNA. The record is from the annotation of a GenBank genome assembly. Lineage: Eukaryota; Metazoa; Nematoda; Chromadorea; Rhabditida; Trichostrongylidae.